GAUUGAGAAAGCGGUGGAGAAUAUUCGGGAAAUUCCCAGGAUAGAGUGGGAUUUUGAAGGGAUUCAUUACUUCGAUAACGGACCGCUUACUGUUCAAUAUUUGUUUGUUUUGGAUGCUUUGAAUUUUUGCUUCUGGCCUGGUUUGUUGCUCUUUACCUUAAAGAAUUCGUUUGCUGUGUGCUUCAGUCUCUGUUUAUUGUUUGGUUGCCAAUGCUGGUUUUGUUGAGUUGAGUUGUGCCUGAAAAACGUAAAGAUUGUUGUUUUGUUUGCGUUUGUUUUUACUGUGGACUCAGACUUAGGAGUAAGGCUUAUCUUUUUGAUGGUUGUGACUCCUAGGAUUAUAGAUUAUUUUCAGUGUUAUAUGGACACAUGAAAAUAAAUUAGGGAAAUGGAAAGGAUUCUUCUCUUGUUUAUAAAAGCUGGGAACCUAACAAGGAAUAUUGGAAGGGGCAAAUAGUUUAUUUAGUUAAGAGCCUUGUUCUUUAUUUUAAAAUGUUUUGAGACUAAGCCCACAAGACAACUUCUACCCUCAAGUUUCAGUCUUUUGCUGAUUGGUUUUUGGACUGAACACAAAUUCUUCAUGCUCUUCGUUUAUUUUCUUUUUCUUGUCCUGUCUGCUUUGCAUACAUAGUGUAAGCACUUGAACCAAGGAAAAAUAGGUGAAUAGGUGGGAUGGAAGGUAGACAGGAAAUUGCAUAAUGAGGACACUCUUUGGACUCAAAACUUUAUCUGACCCCAAUACCCGGUUAAGGAUCUGAAUAAAUGGGAAACCUCUAUUUCUUUGCUUAUUUGCAUUUUUGUUGGGCAACUUGGUGAAGUUUCUCUUGAUUCAGUGGUUGUCAGUUGAUUGAGCAAAUCAUAUUAAUGCAAUUUCUGCAGUACAGGUUUUUUUUUUUUUUUUUCUAUUUCUACACUAUUUAUGUUCCUUUGAGAAUUUUGUUUAAUUAUAUUUUUAUUUUGCAGCAGUUAAUUAGGGUGUUCUUGGAAAGCUUAAAAAAUAAAAGAAUUCUAAUGGACUGCAGUUUAAUGGACCAUUCUCAUUUUUGUAAUGUUUAAAAAUGAAUAAGAAUUCAAAUUUUCUUUUAUAAAAAAAGUCAUUUUGAAAUAAAUGAAUUCAUGACAAAAGUGGCUUUAUUUUGCAAGAAUUCUGACUCAUUUAACGAAGUGUUCUAUUGAAAACCUUUAAAAACAACCUACUUUAACUCACAUUUAUUUGUAAAUAAGGGCAAAAUGGAAAAUGAGGACUUUAAUUUUAGUUGUUAAUUAUUCCAAAAACUAGAAUUCAAAUGAACUCUCAUUUUAAAAUUGAUUCUGAACACAUGAAUUUUCUUACAAAAUCGUUUUUAUUGGAUUCUUUUAUUAGAAAAGAAUUGAAUUCUAGCACAAGAAUCAUUCCAAAUGAGGCCUUAUGUUUGAUUUAAUUUAGUUUCAAAGACGUUCGGUAAAAACUUUGUAGUUUUCCCAAAUACUGUUCAGUAAAAACUUUGAAGUUUUCCCAAAUGACUCUGCUUGGCCUCUACUUGGUCAUCUUUGUUCUUUUUAUUGGCACCAUUCUCACUAGGAGGUUGGAGCUUGUUCUUUGAUGUUGCUGUUCUUGUUCUCUUACACCUCAAGAUGUGUAUGUGAAUUCUUCCCUGCCAUGAUCCAUGAAAAGCUUUUGCUCGGUAUUUCCAAUUCCCUGGAUUGACUUUGAAACUUCAUGCUAUAAAUAUGUAAAACAAAGGUAAGUUUUUAAUCCAGCACAAAUCAUUACUCUAAAUUAUUCCGUAAGGUGCUCGGAAGAAGAAGUUUCAUAAUUUACCAAGUGGGAGUUUGCAGCUGUGAGUUGUGGAGUGUCAUCUUAUGGUCUUGCAAUUAAGAUGAGGAUUGCCAAAUGGUACAGAAUUUGGCAAAGGUUCCUUCAUCAAAGUUUUAGUCCUGUAUCUCAAGUUCCAUUUGGUUCUUGAAUUAGAUUAUUUGGACGUCUAUAAGUCUAGUUAUGAACCAAUUGAAACAGAGUGACCAUCAACAACAAUUUCAGCAGCACAUUCACAGAAAUUUGCAUGUCUUUUGCUAAUGCUCAACACCAUAGCCAAGAUAAGGAUUUAAGCUAUGAUCAUUUGGCAUCAGGCCUAAAGGAAGCUUUAGAAAAUGACAAAUCUGUGUUUGAUGCUGAUCGUUUGCAGAAGUUCACAGGUCCUCAAUUACGAAAGGUGUUAAAAUGGCCCAGGCAACUUCCUUUGGAGGAUGAGCGGAUUCGUUUACUGCAUGAGGUUGGUUUUGAACUGGAAAGAAGUUUUGGAGGAAAAGCAUCCAAUCUUGUGGAGUCCUGUGGGAAAUCAGCUGCAAAACUUGUUGCAACUGUAACUAGUCUCUUUCCUGGUUUUCGAGACCACUCAUUAUACAAGGGCCACCAAGUAUUCUUGUAUAAAAGAGCUCAGAUAUUUGCAGCCGAUUUAUAUGGUGCAUUCAAAGGCCGAGGAUAUGGAGAAUUCAAGGAUAUUGGUUCAAUCACAAUAUUUGCAGACUAUAUUGUUCCUGCUGUGCUUCAGCAACUUGGUGUGCUAAAAUAUAGUUCAACCCUUGGCAGUAUGAUCAAGUCUGAUACUGAAAUACUUUCAGGCAGUGAGGAGGAAGUUGAAUUACGAGCAUGCUCUAUAUUUGCUGUGGAGAAAAUGAGGGACUUGCUUCGUGUAAAAUCAGGAAAGCAGGUGCUGAGUAUUGAAUUGGACCUUUGGCUCUGGGCUUUUGGCGUGCGCUGCCCAUCUCUUCAACACCAUCGGACACUCUCAAUAUAUUAUUGAGUUGACAAUAUUCUGAAGUAGCUUUUCUUAAUAUAUUUUUCAAUGGAAAAAUGAAAAGACAAAAUUUUGGCCUUGACAGUUUUAGAACAACCUUUUGUUUUCAGUCUCUUACUGAAGCACCAAAGGUGUUCUUGGAUAGUUACAAUACUGUUAAUCUACUCUACUUCUACCUUCGAGUGAUAUAUUUGAAUGGGAAAAAAGAGGAAAACAUAAGAGAGGCUUUCGGUCUUGCGUCAA
Manihot esculenta (cassava) is the source of this 3020-nucleotide messenger RNA. Its product is annotated as queuosine salvage protein. The coding region runs from base 2043 to 2783 and encodes 246 amino acids. The record is from RefSeq and is a predicted model, not a curated record. Lineage: Eukaryota; Viridiplantae; Streptophyta; Magnoliopsida; Malpighiales; Euphorbiaceae. The transcript has 6 exons.